AUGUUAAAGGUCCGCCCGGGCCGCCGGGCAAGCGCGGCAAGAAGGGCAAGAAGGGAGAUCCUGGCGAACCUGGACCUCCGGAGCGAGGCACCGGCCCGCUCCGUGCGCUCGCGAGCCGGUGCCGGCCACCUGACGCAUGUCACGUUUCAGGGUAGCAAGGGCGAGAAGGGCGAGCGAGGCUACAUGGGCCCUAUUGGCUUGGAUGGACCUAAGGGAGACCCAGGCCGGCCCGGCGACAAGGGGCAGAAGGGUGAGCAUGGCAGCCCUGGCUUCGAUGUCUUCUCUGCCGUCAAGGGGCUGCAGGCCGCCGGCCACAACAUCUCGGCGCACACCGUCAUCCAGCUCAAGGGCGAGAUGGGUCCCAAAGGAACCAAGGGCGAGUAUGGAGAUAUGGGCUCCCCUGGCAUGCUGGGCGCGCCCGGCCUGCCCGGGCCGCCGGGCUACCCCGGCUUGAAGGGAGAGAAGGGCGACAAAGGCGACUCGAUGAUGGGCCCACCGGGCGCGCCGGGACCCGCCGGGCCUCCAGGAGUGGCAGGCCCUCCCGGCAUCAAGGGCGACAAAGGUGAACCGGGUACGCGUGGGAAGUCGGGUGAAAAAGGAGAGAAGGGUGAUGCGGGCCCCAUGGGCCUUCCUGGGCCAGUGGGGCUGCCGGGAGAGCCGGGUCGGACCGGUGACACGGGGUCUAGAGGCCCGCCCGGACUCGACGGCAUGAAGGGCGCGCAGGGCGAGCCGGGCUCUAAGGGCGAGCGCGGAGACCCGGGACUGCCAGGAACUGACGGCAUUCCCGGACAAGAGGGCCCCAAGGGUGACAAGGGCUACAAGGGAGAACCCGGUCCGGUGGGCAAGCGCGGGCGCAAAGGUGAUAAAGGUGACAAGGGCGAGCAGGGCGUGCCCGGGCUCGACGCGCCGUGCCCGCUGGGGCCGGACGGGCUGCCGCUACCCGGCUGCGGCUGGAGACCCACGAAGGAGGCGCCGCCGCAGGUGCCGCACCGCGAGGACGCGGGCGCGCCGCCCGACGACUCGGACGAGGAAGAGGGCGCGGAGGGCGCCGACGAGUACGAGGGCCGCGACGACGAGCUCGACGCGCCGCGCGAUUACGACGACUACACCGACAACGCGCACCACUCGCACCACCACGACUGACCUGUGCCUCUCCUCUCCCUUCCGCUCCCCACCAAUUCCCGCUCUUCUCGCACCUAUUUGAGCCCCGCAAGUAUUGGCCUGUAAUUCCCCCUCCCCUCUUAGUAACUACUAUCUACCUACUAACAGCGCGGUGAUGGCGCAGCUGAACUAUUGAGAAGCCGUGUUGCAGUGGGUGCGGCGCCGCCUCGACGUCGACAACGACUUGCCGCCGAUGUGACGUCACCGCCGCCUCACUCCCACGCACGCCCACGCACUCCGCACGCUAGCCAGCACGGCGACACUGCUUGUCUGUGGAUGUGAAAUGAAAUAAUUAUAUUCUUAAACAAACUGUAGUUAAAAAGACGUUUCUAUUUGCUAAUGUACUGUACAUAAUUGUGUAAAUGGAUUGUUUUAUAAAUGAAGCUAUUUUUAUAAAAUAGGUAAAUAUUCCAGAGGAGCCACGAUGUGCGCCACAAGGGAAUUGAUCUAGUAAGAGUGCACACAACAGGGUAUUCUGGGUGGACUCGUCCUGUACAUAGUAGAGUAAUGUAACAUGAUCGCAUAGAAUUACGAUAUUUAUUCCUUAGUUCAAUUGUGUAGAUAAAUGCGUCGUUUGCAUGCGUUUUUUACGAAGACUUAAAUCUAUAUUAUGUAAUGUAUAAUAUUUAGUAUAGACAAACAUGUUACAAGUGUUAUUUAUAACAUUUAUAUGUAGACUUGUAAAUAAUUUUAUAUCUUUCAAAUAGGUACUUUGUAAAUGAGCUUAGAGCUACUAUAUAUUCAGUGUUUUUUUUCAUUCAAAGCCUCACGCUUUUGAUAACUCGUGGCACGGUCAUUUCUGUGUCUAUUUAUUUAAUAAUAGAAUAAAAAAAAUUAAACACUCGAGAGAAAAAAUAAAAAAGUGAUGAUGAAAAUAAUUGUAUAAUGAAACUUGCAAAAUGUGACGAGUCACUAAAACCCGUGAAUCCAUUAAUACCGAAGUACUGCCGUGUGAGUUGUGACCGAGUCACGAGCCACGGCGUGUUUGUGAAGCUGCGCUGCCCGGCCGGCCGCGCGGUCCUGACUGAUAGAAGUAUACCUAUUGUUUAUUUGUAAUAUCAUCCUUAAAUAGUUUAAUGUCGCCUGUACAUAAUCAUUAGCUCAUUAGUGAAUAAUGUAGUGUCGGAGAGCCUAGGGUCGACCGGUACAGAGGGCUGCGAGUAGCACUGCCGGCGCUGACCUCAGCGGCUCGCACUACGUUGCAUUCAGUACCUGCCGUUCGUUGUACAUUAUAUUGUAGGUAUUCAUUAAGUGAGUGUGUGUUUUAUAUACGGUUAAUUAGUUGAUAAGUUCAUUCCCAUUAGCAGUCACGGAGUCACGGGCCCAGGUCCUCUGUGUCUGCUCAAGAGACUCGGCUGCCGGAGGAUUACCUACCAUGACAGCAUUGUUUCCACUAAGUGAAGUCAUUCAGUACCUACCAUUUAGAACAGUACCGUAGGGACCCUCAGUACACGUCACACGUUUAUAUAAUAUGGGUGGGCGUAAUGCCAUGAGCAUCUUACUUUCUCAUCCAACUUUUAGCUGAUGCCGUGAGAACGUAGUCGGAGCAACAAGUGAAAACUUAAAAGUAAUAUAGAUUAUCAAAUAUAUAACAUACAACAAAACAAAAUACCUAAAGCCAAAAUAUUAAAAAUCUCGCCGGACGUAGUACUUCUCACUGACUGGUGACAAACUUACUUGUUUUCAAAAAAUGAAACUAUAAUCUCAGUGCGGACUCAGAAUCGACUUUACAAGUAGGUAACUGUCUGAUAGCACUACGGAAGUACUGAUAUGAUAAUAAUAUACCCACCACAACAGCUUUGAGGUACCUACUCUAUCAUUAUCUAGAGAACAGGUAGUACUUUUUAACCGACUUCAAAAAAGGAGAAGGUUCUCAAUUCGACCGUUUAUAUGUUUUUUAAACUAUUGGAGUAUUAGAGAUCGCGUGCUUAAAAUACUCCACAUAGCUACCUACUCUACUAAAUCACAAUACUUGGCUGGCGCGCCGCGCGUCACUCUGGAGAUAGCGACAGCGUGUUGUGUAGGUCGAUAUGUCAAUGUGUGACGAACUGUCGAUAUCUUGUGCGCCACUGCUUACACAGGCGCGGCCGGUUCUACAGAACUCAACAUUCAUUCCACGGACUCUUGGUCCGUGCCCUUGUCAUACAAUUUGUUAUUUAUUACUUAUCAAUAUUUAUAAAGUAGGACCCUAGUUACACACUACGAUUAACCACAUCUAUAAUUAUUAUUAAAAGAAUAGAUUACGUAAUAAUUAGCUAUUAUCCAUUUAUCUCUAUUUCGAUGGCUCUACGAAAUCAGUCCACCAACACGAUGGGAGAGCCGACCUGACCCAGCAGAAGACACCCGUUCACGAGUAUGACGUGUGUGUCAACAAUUAGUCCGGUCAACCUUUUGAUUGGGAACGGAACAACCCAACACACCGCGCCACCGACUGUAGGGCAUUUAUUCGUGCAUGAAGCCUCAACCCUCGUUGCGUUGGCUGAUUCCAAUAGAGCUUACAAUAGUCCAAAAUUUAAUUGGUUAUUUUCUAUAGUUACAUAUUUCUGCAUACACAUUUCCUGAUGUUUCAUUCGUUUAUCACAAGGAACAUUCCCCGCCCAAGAGAGUACCCACAACCGCCGCGUCCCUGUGUUUAAAAGCCAUUUUCAGUAUGUAGUCCUUAAUCCCUUGCUCACUCUCAUCAGUCGCCUUCCUGAUUAGUUUGCUUAUCGCGUCUUCACUGUUGUCUGUGUAAUAGAUGCAACCAUGCGUGUGACGCGAUAUUGCUACUACCGCGUGUGGUACGCCAUUAUGAAUUUUAUUGCUGUUGCUGCUGCUUUGCUCACAACAACCACAUUCGCACACGAAAGUCCCUGUGCCUCGUGUAUUGUAAGGGUCGCGUGAUCCCACGCUCGACCCGUAUCCCUGGAUCUUAAGGCAUUCCUUUCCUGCCUGAGUGUGUACCAGGUAUAAAGAGUCGGGGAGUGAUGUUGGGAUCAUCGCUCCCGAGAACCUUUUUAUCUCGAGGGAUCUCGCGAACGACCUGGAUGAGUAUAUGCCACUGUAAACUGUGCUGAGGGCAUCGCCAUUGUUGUAACUUUGUCAUUGAAUUUCGUAGAUAAUUCGAUAGUCCAAUGUCCAGCCUGAUUUUUUUUAAACGUUGGUUUUUCUCCUUUGUCGUGGGUGCGUUUACAAACAUACAAUUUCACAUACACAUCAUACCCAGACCCGAAACAACACAAAGUGUUGUUCCGUGCGGGAAUCGAACCCGCGACACGUUGCACGGCUGCCGGUUGCCCAGCCACCGCACCAACCGUGCAGUCGAAGUACCGAUUCAAUACAUUACAUACAUACACUCUAAAGUGUAACUGUGUGCAUACACAGGUCACGGGAAAAAUUAUUAAAGUUAUCUCUGGGCUGGUUGUGGUAGGUUCGUGUUACUGGCCUUCAGGCAGCGCGACCUGAGCCUGAGAGCUGGACACACUGUUCUGUUACAGUGGAUGAGGAGCACAACGCGGUGGUAUAGCGUAGUCUGUGUCGACUGAUAUUGUAUCGAUAGUGUUGACAGGUUGUACUAAGUAGUGACACUUAUGGAGAUCAAAUAUUACUAUAUUCGAAGAAUGUCUUUCGUGAGACAUAUUCAAUUAAUUAUUGUGAUUUUCGGCUUAUUUGCGUAACUGUUUGACGAGCAACUAGACUUGUUGAAAGGCACGGCCACGCAGCCACGCUGCGCUAGUUGCAGUAUCUGCGCGACAGACGCUGCGUCGGUGGUGUGAAUGCUGCUUACGAAUAUGAACCACUGGCUGAAACUAGUCGAGUUCCUCGUCAAACAGUUACUCACGUAACUGAAAGCUGAAAACAUAGGUAAGAAUGAAUUGAUAACUUUGUUUAUAGAAGUUCAACUUAAAUGUUUUCUCAAAAAAUGUGUGUAUAUGUGUUGUGUAUAUGAGCAAUAACAUACCUAAUGAACAAAUACAAUCUAUACAUUGAAAAGUUACCUAGUUUUAUUUCAAAAAACCGAAAAAGUUUGCCUUUUAAAAAAAAGAUUAUAGUCACCC
Molecule: messenger RNA, 5198 nt
Organism: Spodoptera littoralis (African cotton leafworm)
Lineage: Eukaryota; Metazoa; Arthropoda; Insecta; Lepidoptera; Noctuidae
Source: the annotation of a GenBank genome assembly